UCAAGUUCAGUGACGAUGCUCAAGAAUUUGAAUGUGAACGGAGUCCCUCCGAGACGUAUACGGUCACCGCAGCUUCACGCAGAUCAGAUCCCCUCACCAUGUCGACGUCGAGCACGAAUCAGAAUGAUGACAAGCACCUCGAGUACCUUCUUGCGGGUGCUCCCACCGAGGCUGAACGGCUGAAUCUUCAGCAAAAGAUCUUUACGGCUCUAUUUCCCGGGCGAGAGUACAUCCACACGGCCCCAUUCGAUCUGAGUCGGGUGCACAGGGUUCUAGAUGUGGCGACAGGUACAGGAAUUUGGCUGGAAAGGCUAUGGAAAGAGGGUCAAGAUGGACAGAAAUUGCGGGCGGAUGUAGAGUUGCAAGGUUGCGAUAUAGACUUGAGCAAGGUGACCACGCAUCAGACCAGCAAAGACCUGCAAAUCACCUACAUCCAGCACAAUGUCUUGCAGGAAUUUCCUGCGCACAUGCACAAUCAGUACGAUUUGGUGCAGAUGCGCUUCGUGCUGCUAGCGAUGAACACGGUGCAGUACGCUCAAGCCAUUCGCAAUCUGCGACGGUUGUUGAGGGAAGGAGGUACAUUGCAAUUGGUCGAGUUGGAUCCGCUUCCCAACCCACCCACCAACAGCGUGGAGCGCACCAUGAAGGAGAUUUGCGAGGGGCUAUGGUCAAGGACGGACAAGGACCCGACGGGCAUCUGUCUGAACAUGCUCGAUCAUGUCACCAGCAACGGUUUCCUCGAGGAAAAGGUAAACACCUUUACUCAUCCUUGGCCUUUUGCCAGCCCAUCAGGUUUCGAAGCAUCGCUGCAUCGAGACGUUUUGCUCAAAUCUUCGCAGAACUACCUGAUGGUGGUGCAAGCGCUCAAGCAGGCCGUCUUGCACUACGCUCAGACGGAUCCCAUCGCCGGCAUGUCCACUGCUCAAGCUUGGGACAGCUUCUUUGAGCAAGCCACAAAACACUUUGCUUCCUCUGGCUACGCAGGAUCUCUUUACAUCGCCAUUGCCGUCAAGUGAAGCAGCUUCCCCCCCCCCACCCUCCCAACU
Molecule: messenger RNA, 1046 nt
Organism: Ceraceosorus guamensis
Lineage: Eukaryota; Fungi; Basidiomycota; Exobasidiomycetes; Ceraceosorales; Ceraceosoraceae
Exons: 3
Coding region: 99-1016 (305 amino acids)
Source: RefSeq, a predicted model, not a curated record